Solanum pennellii is the source of this 1004-nucleotide messenger RNA. RefSeq names its product probable serine/threonine-protein kinase kinX. The record is from RefSeq and is a predicted model, not a curated record. The transcript has 3 exons. The coding region runs from base 149 to 835 and encodes 228 amino acids. NCBI's taxonomy places the organism in Eukaryota, Viridiplantae, Streptophyta, Magnoliopsida, Solanales, Solanaceae.
CAGAGAGUGUCAAUCAUUUUCUCCAUCAAUCUUCCUCUCUUCUUUUUUUUUUUUUUCCUUUGAAUCCCAAAUCAAAGGGAAAAAAAAAUAUCAAUACCCCUUUUCCCCUGUUUAUUUUCUUCUUAUUUUUUUUCAAAUAUAAUAUAAUAUGGGUUGUGGGGAAUCAAAGCACGCAGUUGCAACGGCGAAUGCCACCAUUCCUAAGAACAAGAGAUCAUUGAGUUCUAAAUCUGAAUCCAGAAAGGGUGAAAAUAUCGUAAAAUCUGAAAAUGGGGAAAAAAUGGAGGAGUUGAUUGCACCGAAAGUGGUGGCUGUGGAAAAAGAGAAAGAAGAGGAAGUUGUAGAGCCCAAGAAUGAAACGAUCCCUGUUGCUGCUGUAGAGACGAAGAAGAAUAAAAAUGAUGAAACAACUGCCCCUGUUUCUGUGGUAGAGAAGAAGAAUACAACUCCGGUUGCUGUUGUAGAGAAGAAGAACGAAAAUGAGGAAAUAGCCCCUGUUUCUGUUGUAGAGAAGGAAAGUGCAAUCGAUGAAACAAUUCCGGUUUCUGUCGUAGAGAAGAAGAAUGAAAAUGAGGAAACAACAGCCCCUGAUUCUGUUGUUGCUGUUGUGGAGAAGAAAGAAUCUGUUGAAGAAAUUAAAGCAGAGGAGAAAACUGAGAUCAUCAAGCCAAUUGAAGAAGUAAAAGAGAAAGCGGAAGAGAAGGAAGAAGUUAUCGCUGUUUCUGAGGCCACAGAUGCUGCUAAACCAGAAACUGUCAAGGAUGAUGAUAAACCAGAGACAGAGGAAAAGCCAAAAGAGGAAAAUGCAACUGAAACCUCAGCAACAACAGAUUAAAGUGCAGGCAUGGGAAUAUGGAAGAAGAGUGUUUAUUAGUUUAAUCCUUGCUUUUUAAAGCUUGUUGUAAUUUCCGGCUUAAGUAUACAUAUUUGUUCCAUCAUCUGUUUUCAUAUAUUAUCUCUGUUCUGCUUAUAUUUUUAUAUAAUAUUAUCCCAUUUCAUCUAAA